UGUCGAGGAACAAUUGGGUAAAACAAGAUUCCACAUAGGCAAUUAGAUAUGGUGUGUUUAAUAAAGUGACGCGGCAACACAUGAUCUUAGAAGGCCAACAGCAGCAAAGAAAUAGAUUUAUGGAUAUGCCAAGUAGGAUAAGGAUAAGAGCAGUGGAUUCCCAUGACAGAAGCAGCCGUCCGAUGCCAAAAAUCCAGGAAAUCAAGGGCCAGCUUUCAAUCUCGAAGCAUCACCACAAUUGCACCAUUGAAAAUGGCGACUUCACUUAAUUCAUUAAUCCACUGAAAAAGAAAAAUCGUUGAGCAGAGAUGGCCAGCGUGACCACGCAAGCCUCCGCCGCCGUAUUCCGGCCAUGCCGGUUCCUGAGCGGUUCAGGCGGAAGACUGAACCGGGAAGUGUCGGUUAAACAGGCGGUUUCAUCUUACAAAUCAUUGAAAGUGGAAGCCAAGAAGGGUGAAUGGCUACCGGGGCUGGCCUCUCCGGCGUAUCUGGAUGGCAGCCUGCCCGGAGACAACGGAUUCGACCCGUUGGGACUGGCGGAGGACCCGGAGAACCUGAAAUGGUUCGUGCAGGCGGAGCUGGUGAACGGGCGAUGGGCAAUGCUGGGGGUGGCCGGGAUGCUGCUGCCGGAGGUGUUGACGUCCAUCGGGAUCCUGAACGUGCCCAAGUGGUACGACGCAGGGAAGGGGGAGUACUUCGCGUCGUCGUCCACCCUUUUCGUGAUCGAGUUCAUCCUCUUCCACUACGUGGAGAUCAGGAGGUGGCAGGACAUCAAGAACCCCGGGAGCGUCAACCAAGACCCCAUCUUCAAGCAGUACAGCUUGCCCCCCAACCAGGUCGGCUACCCCGGCGGCAUCUUCAACCCCCUCAACUUCACCCCCACUCUCGAGGCCAAGGAGAAGGAGAUCGCCAACGGGAGACUCGCGAUGCUGGCGUUCCUCGGGUUCAUCAUCCAGCACAACGUCACCGGAAAGGGGCCGUUCGACAACCUGCUGCAGCACCUUUCAGACCCCUGGCACAACACAAUCAUCCAGACAUUCAAGGGCUGAACCACAGAUUUAUAGUAUUCGAGUGGUGGAUGGUUUUUGUGUGAAAUUUGAGCUGUAUUUGUAAGACAUUAAUGUACAGGGAGAAGCAACUUGGAGUUUUAUCAUCGAUACAUUACUACAUCUAUCUCAUUAUCAGUCAUCAUCGAUUUCUCCAACAAAAAACACAUGCACCUUCCUUUUUAGCCAACACAAUAUAUUAUGUUUGUUUUCCUACAAAACAAAACUAAACCAAUUCUCUAUCCAUUGGCUAACACAAAUACGCGUCUGCCUCUUUUCUUCGCUUGCGCGAGGCCGCAGAUAUGCAAGCUGUGUACCAACCAGAUUCCACUGAGUCACUUGAUUAGUUUGGUGGCUGC
Molecule: messenger RNA, 1405 nt
Organism: Salvia miltiorrhiza (redroot sage)
Lineage: Eukaryota; Viridiplantae; Streptophyta; Magnoliopsida; Lamiales; Lamiaceae
Product: chlorophyll a-b binding protein 4, chloroplastic-like
Exons: 3
Coding region: 309-1049 (246 amino acids)
Biological process (GO): response to light stimulus; photosynthesis, light harvesting in photosystem I
Cellular component (GO): membrane
Source: RefSeq, a predicted model, not a curated record